Molecule: messenger RNA, 357 nt
Organism: Opisthorchis viverrini
Lineage: Eukaryota; Metazoa; Platyhelminthes; Trematoda; Opisthorchiida; Opisthorchiidae
Exons: 3
Coding region: 1-357 (118 amino acids)
Source: RefSeq, a predicted model, not a curated record
AUGGUAUUCGGGAGAAUUAACUCACCCUCGAUAGAUGAACUGAUCACACUGCACAGGUUGCGCUGGCUUGGCCACGUGUUGAGUAUGCCAGUCGACCGACUUCCUCGAAAAGCUCUUUUCGCACAACCACGUGGAGGGUGGAAUAGAGCCAGAGGCGGUCAAACAAUGACUUGGCAGCGAAAGUGCUACUUUCAUUCAGCAAAUUGCAUGAACAAGUCACUGUUUUCUAGUCCAAUUUGGGUUCAGGUAGAACAUAAGGUUGACGGAAACUGGGGGGACUGUGCCUAUCUGAUGAGCCCCAAGAAGGGCGAAACCGGUCGUGGGCUGUCGAAUAGUUUUCAGCAACCUUGUGAGUAG